UGUGGCAACGGGAGGAGGAGGAGGAAAGAAGAGCUUUAGAAAGUGGUAGAGGAGGGGAUACGUACUUUUUUCUUUCUCCUUUUUUCUUUUUCUCUUUUUGUUUCAUUUGGCCCUCAGCUCUCAAACCAGCCCGGACGUCCCCAACUCUUCAAAACGCACCUAUAUGAGCGAGGAAGCAGAAGUUGUCUGAGUUUUCACAAAAACUGUCAAGUCUCAGCAUGGCCGGGGGCUCGGUGUCUGAGUGUAAGGAGUAUUUAUUCAAAGUGCUGGUGAUCGGGGAAUUAGGUGUCGGCAAAACCAGCAUCAUCAAACGUUAUGUCCACCAGCUUUUUUCGCAGCACUACAGGGCGACGAUCGGGGUCGACUUCGCACUUAAAGUCAUCAACUGGGACAGCAAAACGCUGGUCAGGUUACAGCUGUGGGAUAUUGCAGGUCAGGAACGAUUUGGGAACAUGACGCGGGUGUACUACAAAGAGGCUGUUGGGGCAUUUGUUGUGUUUGAUGUGACGAGAGGCGCCACGUUUGAAGCCGUGUCUAAGUGGAAACACGAUCUGGACAGUAAGGUGAAGCUGGCUAAUGGCAGCCCCAUCCCCUCUGUGCUGCUUGCCAAUAAAUGUGACCAGAAGAAAGAAAUCUCCAACAACACAGCCCUAAUGGACAAUUUCUGCAAAGAGACUGGCUUCUUGGGCUGGUUUGAAACCUCAGCUAAGGACAACAUCAAUGUGGAUGAGGCAGCACGUUUCCUGGUAGAGAAUAUCUUGGCUAACGACAAAGGUUUGCCAUAUGAGGAGAGCAAUGGAGACCGGAUCAAACUGGACCAGGAGACUGUGGCUGCUGAGAGCAAGUCAGGCUGUUGCUAACAUUCAAUCCACUCACAUUAGCCAUCCUCCUCCCUUUGGCCGGGUCUAGUGAGUUCACCCAGCCUGUGGCUCCAGUUCUCUGUUGCACCCUCGAAGAGGAACAUGUCUUUUUUCUUUUUUUUUUUUCCUCUUUAUUUUGGGUCUUCAAAACGCCAGGAAUUUCUCUCUGCACUGAUACCCACUUGGUUUGAGAAUACAAGUUCCUCAUUACCCCCUUUUAUUUUCACUGUGCUGUUUCAGGAUCUUUUUGUUGUCUUUGUUUUAUAAUAAACCCUUACUAUUGGUAAUCCUGUGCCUGAGAAGGAUGCAAACAAAGCAGAAAGUUAAGAAACGCAAGCUCAAAAACAAUCCUGUAGCCUUUUUUAUUGUCAUUUUAGUUUAUUUUCUACCAAUAUCAUUCCAUGUAUGUUGAUGUCAUUUUGUCAUCCAACUGUUAUCUGUAAAACAAGAUAUUUUAAUGUGUUUCUGAAGGCUGUCUUCAGUUAACAUAAUGUACAUUAUAACAUCCUUUAAAUAUUAAAUUUACAACAUGCCUAUACUGUUUGUCCUUAACUGUUCUCAUGUUAGACUACUGUUAGUAAAUAGGUAAAUAGGCAUCACAGUCAAUGUUAUGAUUUCUGUAAUUGCUUAUAAGAUUUAUAUUUUUCCCCCUAUUUCCUAUGAAUUAAUGUGCCAUAACAGUUUAUUCUCUUUUUUUUCUUUUAUAAAUUGCUGGGUCAUAUUUUCACUCUUCUUACAAACACUUUCACGAUUACAGUUUAUAAUGACUGUAUUCAAUUUAAAAAAGAAAAGAAAAAGAACACUGAUGGUUCUGAAUGAGACACUGACAAACCUUUGUUGCUGUGUUUUCACAGGUAUAAUAGUGUAAAUCUAUAGUAUGUACGUUUGAAAUGUUUUGCAUCAUGCAUUAUAUAAUUGGUGUGGCAUAACGGAAUCAGAGGACUACACAUUUUUUCUACAUUGGGAUGGUAAUCUGUUGAAGUGUUGAUAAAAUGCAGAGGAUGUUUUAAACAUGUUUACAUGUAAAAAUACAUUAAAUCUUCAAGACCGAAAUAGAAUAAACAUUUUAACA
Messenger RNA from Melanotaenia boesemani (Boeseman's rainbowfish), 1932 nucleotides. RefSeq names its product RAB32a, member RAS oncogene family (gene rab32a). Gene Ontology annotation, biological process: vesicle-mediated transport. Bases 219 to 860 code for a protein of 213 amino acids. The transcript has 3 exons. Lineage: Eukaryota; Metazoa; Chordata; Actinopteri; Atheriniformes; Melanotaeniidae. The record is from RefSeq and is a predicted model, not a curated record. Gene Ontology annotation, molecular function: GTPase activity; GTP binding. Gene Ontology annotation, cellular component: vesicle; Golgi apparatus; trans-Golgi network.